UUUCCAAUGAAAUAAAUGCGUCAUUAUCAUUGCAAUGGCGCCGCAUAUAAAACUGUGAUCUGUGGAAAGAAAUUCAUGAGCCCCAUGCCUUGGACAUCAGAGGCUCUCAUUGUUGGCCAUAUAGACAAUGACCGAAGACUCCGAUUCGAUAUCUGAGGAAGAACGUAGUUUGUUCCGUCCUUUCACUCGUGAAUCAUUACAAGCUAUUGAAGCACGCAUUGCCGAUGAAGAAGCCAAACAGCGAGAAUUGGAAAGAAAACGAGCCGAGGGGGAGAGUGAUUUUGGUCGGAAGAAAAAGAAAAAAGAAAUACGCUACGAUGACGAGGAUGAGGAUGAAGGUCCCCAGCCGGACCCUACACUUGAACAGGGUGUACCUGUCCCAGUUCGAAUGCAGGGCAGCUUCCCUCCGGAGUUGGCCUCCACGCCUCUCGAGGAUAUCGACGGUUUUUAUUCGAAUCAAAGGACAUUCGUAGUGAUUAGUAAAGGAAAAGAUAUUUUUCGUUUCUCCGCCACCAAUGCAUUAUACGUACUUGAUCCGUUUAACCCUAUACGUCGCGUAGCUAUUUAUAUUUUAGUACAUCCACUGUUUUCACUUUUUAUAAUAACGACCAUUCUUGUUAAUUGUAUAUUGAUGAUUAUGCCUACCACGCCGACAGUCGAAUCUACCGAGGUGAUAUUCACCGGCAUCUACACGUUCGAAUCAGCUGUAAAAGUGAUGGCGCGAGGUUUCAUAUUACAACCGUUUACUUAUCUUAGAGAUGCAUGGAAUUGGUUGGACUUCGUAGUAAUAGCAUUAGCAUAUGUAACUAUGGGUAUAGAUCUGGGUAAUCUCGCUGCGUUGAGAACAUUCAGGGUAUUACGAGCUCUCAAAACAGUAGCCAUCGUUCCGGGUUUAAAAACCAUCGUCGGAGCUGUCAUAGAAUCCGUAAAGAAUCUCAGAGAUGUGAUAAUUUUAACAAUGUUUUCGUUAUCCGUGUUUGCUUUAAUGGGUCUACAAAUCUACAUGGGAGUACUAACACAAAAAUGCAUAAAAGAGUUCCCAAUGGACGGUUCAUGGGGCAAUCUUACACAUGAAAGCUGGGAGCUGUUCAACAGCAAUGACACGAAUUGGUUCUAUUCCGAAAGCGGUGACAUUCCACUUUGUGGUAAUUCAUCUGGAGCUGGGCAAUGUGAUGAAGGUUACAUUUGUUUACAAGGUUACGGCAAAAAUCCAAAUUACGGGUAUACAAGUUUUGAUACAUUCGGAUGGGCAUUCUUGUCUGCCUUUCGUCUAAUGACUCAAGAUUAUUGGGAGAAUUUAUAUCAACUGGUGUUACGAUCAGCUGGACCGUGGCACAUGCUCUUCUUCAUUGUGAUUAUCUUCUUGGGUUCGUUUUACCUUGUAAAUUUAAUCUUGGCCAUUGUUGCCAUGUCGUACGACGAACUCCAGAAGAAGGCCGAAGAGGAAGAGGCCGCCGAGGAAGAAGCACUUCGGGAAGCAGAAGAAGCUGCAGCAGCAAAGGCAGCUAAACUUGAAGCACAACAAGCAGCUGCGGCGGCGGCGGCCAAUCCAGAGAUCGCAAAAAGCCCAUCGGAUUUCUCCUGUCACAGCUAUGAGUUGUUCGUCGGACAGGAGAAGGGCAACGAUGAUAACAAUAAGGAAAAGAUGUCCAUCAGAAGCGAAGGAUUGGAGUCGGUGAGCGAAAUCACAAGAACAACCGCACCAACAGCUACUGCAGCUGGCACUGCAAAAGCCCGUAAAGUGAGCGCGGCUUCACUUUCAUUACCCGGUUCACCAUUUAAUCUUCGUAGAGGAUCUAGAGGAUCACAUCAGUUCACGAUACGUAACGGUAGAGGACGUUUCGUUGGUGUACCUGGUAGCGAUAGAAAACCAUUGGUACUCUCAACAUAUCUCGAUGCACAAGAACAUUUGCCGUACGCCGAUGAUUCCAACGCGGUUACGCCGAUGUCGGAGGAAAAUGGUGCAAUCAUCGUUCCAGUAUACUAUGCUAAUUUAGGUUCAAGGCAUUCGUCGUAUACUUCACACCAAUCGCGUAUUUCGUACACAUCCCAUGGUGAUCUGCUCGGUGGCAUGACAAAAGAAAGCCGUCUCCGGAAUCGAUCAGCGCGCAACACUAAUCAUUCAAUUGUGCCCCCUCCGAAUGCUACUAAUUUAUCUUACGCCGAUACCAACCACAAAGGACAGCGAGAUUUCGACAUGACACAGGACUGCACGGACGAUGCUGGCAAAAUAAAACACAACGACAAUCCUUUCAUAGAACCUGCUCAAACCCAAACCGUGGUAGAUAUGAAAGACGUGAUGGUGUUGAACGACAUUAUUGAGCAAGCUGCUGGUCGGCACAGUAGAACUAGUGAUCACGGAGUCUCUGUUUAUUACUUCCCCACAGAGGACGACGACGAAGACGGCCCAACGUUCAAGGACAAAGCCAUCGAGUUCCUGAUGAAGAUGAUCGACAUUUUCUGCGUUUGGGACUGUUGCUGGGUUUGGCUUAAAUUUCAGGAAGGUGUUGCUUUUAUUGUGUUCGACCCAUUUGUGGAGCUGUUCAUUACGCUCUGCAUUGUAGUAAAUACAUUAUUCAUGGCGUUAGAUCAUCAUGAUAUGGAUCCAGACAUGGAAAAGGCUCUGAAAAGUGGCAACUACUUCUUUACAGCGACAUUUGCCAUCGAAGCAACAAUGAAGCUAAUUGCCAUGAGUCCCAAGUACUACUUUCAAGAGGGUUGGAAUAUCUUCGAUUUUAUUAUUGUAGCACUGUCCCUGCUAGAGUUGGGGCUUGAGGGUGUUCAAGGAUUGUCAGUAUUACGCUCAUUCCGUUUGCUAAGAGUGUUCAAACUGGCAAAAUCCUGGCCUACACUAAAUCUUCUUAUUUCCAUCAUGGGCCGCACAGUUGGUGCAUUAGGCAAUUUGACCUUCGUCUUAUGCAUCAUCAUUUUCAUCUUCGCCGUGAUGGGGAUGCAACUUUUUGGCAAGAACUACACAGAUAAUGUGGAUCGAUUCCCGGACCAUGAUCUGCCAAGAUGGAAUUUUACAGAUUUCAUGCACUCCUUCAUGAUUGUGUUCCGUGUGCUGUGCGGUGAAUGGAUCGAAUCCAUGUGGGACUGUAUGCUUGUCGGCGAUGUGUCUUGCAUACCCUUUUUCCUAGCUACAGUAGUGAUAGGAAAUUUAGUCGUUCUUAACCUUUUCUUAGCUUUGCUUUUGUCGAAUUUCGGUUCCUCAUCGCUCUCCGCACCGACGGCUGACAACGAGACCAACAAGAUUGCUGAAGCGUUUAACAGAAUAUCUCGCUUUUCUAACUGGAUCAAGAUGAACGUAGCGAACGCUCUCAAGUUUGUGAAAAAUAAAUUAACAAGUCAGAUUGCAUCCGUACAGCCGACAGGCAAAGGAGUAUGUCCAUGUAUAUCUGCAGAGCAUGGUGAAAAUGAGCUGGAACUCACUCCAGAUGACAUACUGGCCGAUGGACUGCUGAAGAAAGGAAUCAAGGAGCACAACCAGCUGGAAGUAGCGAUAGGAGAUGGCAUGGAAUUCACCAUCCAUGGUGAUUUAAAGAACAAAGCAAAGAAGAAUAAGCAGAUCAUGAAUAACUCAAAGGUGAUAGGCAAUUCUAUUAGUAAUCAUCAAGAUAAUAAAUUAGAACAUGAACUGAAUCAUAGAGGCGUGUCCUUGCAGGACGAUGAUACUGCCAGUAUCAAAUCUUAUGGCAGUCACAAAAAUCGCCCAUUCAAGGACGAAAGCCACAAAGGCAGCGCCGAAACGAUGGAGGGCGAAGAAAAACGUGAUGCCAGCAAGGAGGAUCUAGGAAUUGACGAAGAACUCGACGACGAAGGCGAAGGUGAAGAAGGACCGCUGGAUGGUGAGCUUAUCAUUCACGCCGAAGAAGAUGAAGUGAUCGAAGAUUCGCCGGCUGACUGUUGUCCGGAUAAUUGCUACAAAAAGUUUCCGGUUCUCGCUGGAGACGACGAUGCACCAUUCUGGCAGGGAUGGGGAAACUUACGUCUCAAAACAUUCCAGUUGAUUGAGAACAAAUAUUUCGAGACUGCUGUAAUUACUAUGAUUUUGCUUAGUAGCUUAGCUUUGGCACUCGAAGAUGUACAUCUUCCACAGCGCCCUAUCCUUCAAGAUAUCCUUUAUUAUAUGGACCGAAUAUUCACAGUGAUAUUUUUUUUAGAGAUGUUAAUCAAAUGGUUAGCUUUAGGUUUUAAAGUAUACUUUACGAAUGCUUGGUGUUGGCUUGAUUUUAUUAUCGUAAUGGUAUCUUUAAUAAACUUCGUUGCUUCACUUUGUGGAGCUGGUGGUAUUCAAGCAUUCAAAACCAUGCGAACUCUUAGAGCCCUGAGACCGCUACGUGCCAUGUCCCGUAUGCAGGGAAUGAGGGUCGUCGUGAAUGCAUUGGUUCAGGCUAUACCGUCCAUCUUCAACGUGCUGUUGGUUUGUUUAAUAUUCUGGCUGAUAUUUGCCAUCAUGGGAGUGCAAUUAUUUGCUGGAAAAUACUUCAAGUGUGUGGAUAAGAACAAAACAACAUUACCUCACGAAAUUAUUCCGGAUGUAAAUGCGUGCAGGGCCGAAAACUAUACAUGGGAAAACUCGCCGAUGAACUUCGAUCACGUCGGUAAAGCGUACCUAUGUCUGUUUCAAGUAGCGACAUUCAAAGGAUGGAUACAAAUCAUGAACGAUGCAAUCGAUUCGCGUGAUGUCGGCAAACAGCCUAUACGGGAAACGAACAUCUACAUGUAUCUGUACUUUGUGUUCUUCAUUAUCUUCGGAUCGUUCUUCACAUUGAAUCUAUUCAUUGGUGUGAUUAUUGAUAACUUCAACGAGCAGAAGAAGAAAGCUGGAGGAUCGCUGGAAAUGUUCAUGACGGAGGAUCAGAAAAAGUACUACAAUGCGAUGAAGAAGAUGGGUUCGAAAAAACCUCUCAAGGCAAUCCCACGACCAAGGUGGCGUCCGCAAGCAAUAGUGUUCGAAAUUGUGACCAACAAGAAGUUUGACAUGAUCAUUAUGUUGUUCAUCGGCUUCAACAUGUUAACCAUGACCCUGGAUCACUACAAACAAUCAGAAACGUUUAGUGCGGUGCUGGACUACUUGAACAUGAUAUUCAUUUGCAUUUUCAGCAGUGAAUGUUUGAUGAAGAUUUUCGCCUUACGUUACCAUUACUUUAUCGAGCCGUGGAAUCUGUUCGAUUUCGUUGUGGUCAUUCUAUCAAUUCUAGGUCUUGUCUUGAGUGACAUCAUUGAAAAAUACUUUGUAUCUCCGACACUUCUCCGAGUCGUGCGUGUUGCAAAGGUGGGCCGUGUAUUGCGUUUGGUGAAGGGCGCCAAGGGUAUACGGACACUGCUGUUUGCGUUAGCUAUGUCGCUGCCUGCACUUUUUAACAUUUGCCUGCUACUCUUCUUGGUGAUGUUCAUCUUUGCCAUUUUUGGAAUGUCAUUCUUCAUGCACGUCAAGGAUAAGAGUGGUUUGGACGAUGUGUACAACUUUAAAACUUUCGGCCAGAGCAUGAUAUUGCUAUUUCAGAUGUCCACCUCAGCCGGGUGGGAUGGUGUGCUGGACGGUAUCAUCAACGAGGAAGACUGUCUACCGCCGGACAAUGAUAAGGGCUAUCCGGGCAACUGUGGUUCAUCAACGAUUGGCAUAACGUACCUACUGGCGUAUCUAGUAAUAAGUUUUCUUAUCGUCAUCAACAUGUACAUUGCUGUUAUUCUCGAAAACUACUCCCAAGCGACGGAAGACGUGCAGGAGGGCUUAACAGACGAUGACUACGAUAUGUACUACGAGAUAUGGCAGCAGUUCGAUCCCGACGGUACGCAGUACGUCCGAUACGAUCAACUGUCCGACUUUCUGGACGUGCUGGAACCGCCCCUGCAGAUACAUAAACCAAAUCGUUACAAGAUCAUUUCGAUGGAUAUUCCCAUAUGCCGUGGCGAUAUGAUGUUCUGCGUCGACAUUCUGGACGCGUUGACGAAAGACUUUUUCGCUCGGAAAGGAAAUCCCAUUGAAGAGACAGCGGAGCUGGGCGAAGUGCAGCAGCGCCCGGACGAAGUGGGUUACGAACCGGUCUCGUCCACGCUCUGGCGACAGCGCGAGGAGUACUGCGCUCGGCUCAUACAGCAUGCGUGGAAACGGUACAAGCAGCGUCACGGCGGUGGAACCGACGGUUCUGGAGAUGAUCUCGAAAUAGAUGCCUGUGAUAACGGAAACGACGGUGGCAAUGGUAAUGAUAACGAUGGUAGUGGCGGAGCGGCAGUAGGUAGUGGAGAUAAUGGAAGCCAGAUCGCCGGUGGCAGUAUAGGUGGUGGCGGUGGCGGCACCCCUGGUAGUGGUAAAAGUAAAGGAAUUCUCGGCGGAUCUCAGGCUAACAUAGGUGUAAUGGAUCAUAGUCUAUCAUCAAAGGAAUCACCGGAUAGUAACGGCGAUCCGCAAGGCCGUCAGACGGCCGUUCUGGUGGAGAGUGAUGGAUUUGUGACCAAGAACGGUCACCGUGUCGUCAUACACUCACGAUCUCCCAGCAUAACAUCGCGAACGGCGGAUGUCUGAGCCAGGUCUCGCCCCCCUCUCUCGGAUUCAGAUUCCGAAGCACGGCAGAAAUAAUAU
This is a messenger RNA of Anopheles maculipalpis, 6586 nucleotides long. It is a transcript of the gene para, whose product is annotated as sodium channel protein para. Gene Ontology annotation, biological process: sodium ion transmembrane transport; neuronal action potential; membrane depolarization during action potential. The record is from RefSeq and is a predicted model, not a curated record. Lineage: Eukaryota; Metazoa; Arthropoda; Insecta; Diptera; Culicidae. The coding region runs from base 128 to 6529 and encodes 2133 amino acids. Gene Ontology annotation, cellular component: voltage-gated sodium channel complex; plasma membrane. The transcript is spliced from 33 exons. Gene Ontology annotation, molecular function: voltage-gated sodium channel activity; calcium ion binding.